AUGAGCCAGCCGUAUGCCAACAUUGAUGAGAGGUGGCCAGUUGCACCCAAGUCGUCCAUAUACGGCGAGAGUAAAGCUCAAGGGGAGCGGAUAGUGCUGGAAGCAAACAAUCAGAAAAUGUCGACCUGCGUGCUGAGACCCUCGGUGCUGUUUGGUGAAGGGGACAACCAGCUGAUACCACCAAUUCACGCCUGCAUUGCCAAACAAGAGACUCGCUGGGUGAUUGGGGACGCCAGCAAUCUCUGGGACACGACUUACGUUGGCAAUGUGGCUGACGCACACGUUCUUGCCGUCGAAAACCUGUUGGAUUUGCAAUCAGCGGGAUCAAAGCGUGGCUGCAAUGGUCAAACAAGAGCGGAAAGCGCCGCUGGGCAUAUCUUCUUCAUCCAAAACAACGAACCCGUCUCUUUUCGUGAAUUCAGCCUUGCUGUUUGGAAAGAGUUUGGGCAUUUUCCGCCCGCCUGGGAAGUUCACAUUCCAGAAGGACUGGCAUGGGUCCUAGGCUUGGUCGCGGAAGUCUUUACCCGAGUUUCGGGCACUCCAACGACCCUCUCGCGUGGAAGCGUGAUGGACGCCUGCGCGAUGCGGUAUGCCAGUGGUGCUAAAGCCAGGAGGAUCCUCGGCUAUCACCCUCGAGUAGGCCUUGAAGCUGGAAUUAGGACAAGCUGUGAGAUUUUUGAAGGUACCAAGGCGCUGACUGAUGUCAAUGCGGAUCAGCACUAUGCUAAAAGACUGACGAGAGGCUCCUUCCGUGUCAAAUGA
This is a messenger RNA of Fonsecaea nubica, 762 nucleotides long. RefSeq lists its product as hypothetical. The transcript is spliced from 2 exons. Gene Ontology annotation, molecular function: 3-beta-hydroxy-Delta5-steroid dehydrogenase (NAD+) activity. Gene Ontology annotation, biological process: steroid biosynthetic process. The record is from RefSeq and is a predicted model, not a curated record. Lineage: Eukaryota; Fungi; Ascomycota; Eurotiomycetes; Chaetothyriales; Herpotrichiellaceae. Bases 1 to 762 code for a protein of 253 amino acids.